This is a messenger RNA of Hyalella azteca, 3762 nucleotides long. Its product is annotated as BMP-binding endothelial regulator protein. NCBI's taxonomy places the organism in Eukaryota, Metazoa, Arthropoda, Malacostraca, Amphipoda, Hyalellidae. Gene Ontology annotation, molecular function: protein binding. Bases 443 to 2731 code for a protein of 762 amino acids. The record is from RefSeq and is a predicted model, not a curated record. The transcript is spliced from 15 exons.
GCUGGCGACUGUGUGUGGAUGGCUAUGCGCGUUCGUCUUUCUGUCACUGGAACAUCUCUGUCGAGGUCAGGGUCCCUCACAAUAUCGGUAGUUAUUUGGCGCAUUCACUUUGCAAAGCUCUUCUAGCUUCCGGUUUCUCAGGUGUUUCUAGGUAAUUAGUUCGAGAACUAAUUCAAACAUUCUCUGUUCGUUCGGCUGGGGCAAUUCCAAAUGUACCAUCUGUGAGAGAAAACUACUAAACUCUUGAGGUAUGAUUUCUCAGAUAAAAUGAUGUGCUCGUCCAUUCAUGAUCACUGCAAUAGAUUUGAACUGAAAUGGACUAAAGAGACUUUGAUUUAUCAGUGAAUUAUUUGGCAAAGGUACCAGUAGCGGAGGAGCACAGUAGGUACGUCGAACCGUGGCUGAAGAAUUUUGCUCUGCUGAUUUUACCUGAGAAACCGUGAUGUCACUCGACUUCAUGAAGAUGUCGAUGCUGAGUCUACUUCUGAUCUGCGCGUUGCUGCAGCGUCCGACGUUCUCACACUUAUUGAGUGGCGAGCGACUGCCAUGUCACGAAGGCACCAACAUCACCGACACUCUCCAUAAAGUUUUCGGUCUGCGCUCGAAUUACCCCUGCAUCUCUUGCUCCUGUGUGAACGGAACUGUGAAGUGCGGCUUCCGCUGCCCCAAGAGCGAGGGAUGCUACCGCCUCAUCCCUGACGUGGGUGACCGCUGCUCCUGCAAGUCGUGUCAAGGGUGUCGGCUGGAAGACAACGUGUCGCUGGUACACGGCGGGCUGGUGCGGGAAGGCUGCCGUGUGCAGCAGUGCGACAGCGGCGUCGUCACCGUCACUGAGGAGCAGUGCCAUGUGCCGUGUGCCGCCCCCCUGCCGCCCCCACCGGGGGAAUGCUGCCCUGCCUGCCCAGGCUGUCGACUGGAAGGCCGCGCGUUGCUAGCAGGCGAGACUGCGACGCUGAGCACCGACCCCUGCGUCACGUGUCGCUGCCUUCAUAACAGUCUCGUCUGCACUAAAGUCGCCUGUCCUGUUCUCUCCUGCCCGCCUUCUAAACGAAUGAAGCAGCCUGGCCACUGCUGUCCUGAGUGUGUCGGUCACCGCGACGCUCACGUGAACCCUCCAGGCGGUCACUGCCUGCUAGCCAACCACCUGCAGUACAAUGGUUCUACCAGCACCCACCUGGACCAGUGUGCCUCCUGUACUUGCAUGAACAACAACAUCACGUGUACCAGACGUACUUGCCCUCCACUCACGUGCCCUGUGCUGUACCAGGUUGCGGGUGAGAGCGGCGACUGCUGCCCCGUAUGCAGGCUGCCUGAGGUGUCCCUGCAAUGCGCCUACAAAGGCGUCGUGUACGAGCACGGCAGCGAGUGGCGCCUGAGUGACUGCGCCUCGUGCACGUGCACGCAUGGACAAGUUACGUGCGUCGCUGACCCGUGCCCCAGCACCGUGUGCCCCCUCGGGUACAAGCUGGAGGACGUGAGCGGGUCGUGCUGUCCGCGCUGCGUGGCCCAGCACGGCGCCUGUCUCGCCUUCGGUAUGCCGCACUACAAGACCUUCGAUGGCCUCCACUACGACUUCCAGGGUGACUGCAAGUACACGCUAGCCAAAGACUGCAGCAGGCGAAGCAAGUUCCAGCUGAAAAUAAUCAACCAUCCUCAUAGCACCAACUCCGUCCUGCCUUUCAUGCGAUCUCUCGUGCUCAAGCUGCACCUUGGCACCUACAAGAUCAAGGUGACGAUGAUGGUCUCGCGCAAGACGAAGGUGAACGGCAGUCGUGUACAGCUGCCCUACAGGCACAGGCAAGACGUGCUAGUCAUCGACCAGGUCGGCCACGGCAUUCAGCUCAACACUACCAUGGGCUUACAGCUGCUGUGGGACGGGGAGAGCUACAUCGAGUUGGUGUUGGACUCCAAAUGGCAGAACAAAACCUGCGGAUUGUGCGGCAACUUCAACGGCGACAUGCACGACGACCUGACGCGCUCCAGCAGCUCCAGGGAGGCAGAGUUCAGGCGCGUCUCAGGCUCCAGUGAGGCGGAGGCUGAUGACCUCAGCCUCACUGAGGCGGCGAGGAGCUGGGCCCGCGGCCGCUGCUCGAGGCGACAACGAGACCAUCUGAGAGAGAGUCCCCGAAGUAGAGAACAACGACUGGCCUUUUGCUCGAGCCCUAGCGAGGCUUCGGUUCAGCGAUGCGAUGUUCUCAACUCGUCCGCUUUGCUGGCGUGCCACGAAGUCUUGCCCACUCAAUCCUUUAUUAAGGCGUGUGUGGACGACAUGUGUCGGUGUUCAGGAGAGCGUCAGUGCCAGUGCGGUGCCAUCAUGGCGUACGCAAGGGAGUGCCACAGGCUCGGGGUCAGCAUUCCAUCAUGGAGGAAUGUCACCAAAUGUGGUGGUCUUGAGUGCCCCCGAGGUGCGGAGUACAUGGAGUGCGCGCCAGCAUGUCGCCCGACCUGCCGCAAUCCUCACCCCAACCCCGACUGCCACACCCGCCGCUGCAGCCCUGGCUGCUACUGCCCAUUCCCCACUGUCCUGCACAGAGGCGCCUGUAUCCCCACUUCUCAGUGCCCCGACUCUGAGUCACAGAAUUUUAGGAGAAAAUCCCAGAGAUCGCGACGCCUUCCUUCCACUCGCUUAUUGUUGCCGCGCUCGCGGGGCCCGAGCUCUAAGAGAGGCCGAGUGAUCGGCAAGCAAGAUAUCUUCCAGGAACAUCGUCUCCUGAGCAGCUCUGUACCAUGACCGACUCUGUCUCGAGGGCCCUGCUGGGCCGGCCUCUUUGUAGUCAUCUCUUAUUUUCUGGAGACUUGCUGGCGUAACCCCUAACCGACUCCCAUAUCUCGAGUCGGGUUAGCUUAUUCUAUUUAUUGAUCUCAUGUGAGCGUAUUGUGUGUUUUAUUUUUUAAGUGGUAAUUUUUAUGUUUAUUGUACGUAUUCUCAUUUAUGUUCCUAUUAAGUGCAUUGUAAAUGCUUUGCUUAAGGAAGCAGAGUAAGAUUUGUUGUUACAUGAAGCGCUGGACGUGGCUUGACAAGCAUUAUGGUCCGUCUUAAGUUCCUUCUUUAGUUACCGCGCGAAUUAACACGCAUCUUUACUCGUGGUCAAUGCAUGACGGCGCACUUUUUUGCUCUUUGCGCGAGACAACUGAAGAAAGACGUAAAGAUUUAUGGAUGCAGGCAGUACUUUCAGUGAGAAAUGCUCCUGCAGUUUGGUGACUUAAUAUACCAUCUCUGAUUUUAGCUUACUUUUAAAUAGUUGGUCGUUCUUAUUCAUUCACUUGCCACGAUUUUGGUGUUAUUAAUUGUAUGUGGAAACUUUUAACAUUUUUAGAGUCUGUUCGAUUCGUGAUUCAUUGGUUUCAAGAAACUAGUACGAUACGGGAACAAACUGGUUGAUCAUUUCAAUAUUUUGUUGGAAGAAGCACUGAAAUCGUAGCAACACGAUUGAACGUGGACAUAGGAGAAAGUUUUCUUAUUGGUGCCAUUGAAUCUGAUUCUACCUUUUCCUGUUUUUUUAAUUGUUCAUCUAAGUUUUAAGUCUAUAUGAUAUGCUAAUAUCAUUAACAGCUGGAUUGUUGAGACCUCUCCAGCAUGCCGAGAUAUCGUUAGAUAUGAGAGGGCUGGACACGAUCCUUGCUUAUGAUUACAGAUCGAAUUGGAGGGGGACAAUCUUGACGCUAUUUCAUAUGCUGCCACAUAUUUAUGGCUCGUUUAUUAGCAGUUAAACCUUUAAUUAAUUUUUUCACGUAAUUUGAAUAAUAACUUAAUAACUAAUU